Molecule: messenger RNA, 2505 nt
Organism: Camelus dromedarius (Arabian camel)
Lineage: Eukaryota; Metazoa; Chordata; Mammalia; Artiodactyla; Camelidae
Gene: NNMT
Product: nicotinamide N-methyltransferase
Exons: 3
Coding region: 821-1561 (246 amino acids)
Cellular component (GO): cytosol
Molecular function (GO): nicotinamide N-methyltransferase activity
Source: RefSeq, a predicted model, not a curated record
CAUAGGAAACUGUGCCCUUUUUGGGCUAGAAAGCAUUGAGAUCCCGGAUUGUCCUUAUUCUCAACACAGUGUGGGAGAAGAAGAAAUGUUACCACGGUGGUUUCUCAGCCCAGGGCAUCCUGAGGAACUGGGGAGGGGUUUCCCUUGCUCCUGAGUGAGGAAUGGAAAUGCGACAGAGAGAGAGGGAUACAGGCAUGGAGGUUGGGUAAAGGGGAUGCUGAACCUUUAUUAAUCAGUGAUCAGGGACCAGAUUAUACAAUGUAACGUCUGUAGGUGCCAGCCCCCCUGCCUGCCACCAAGUCAGCUCCCCACCCCCACCCCUGCUGAAGGAAGACUAUAAGGUUGAGAUUUAAUGUCCAUCACUCAUCUGAAUGGGGCUUGAAGAAGAAAUUCAGUUCAGUUAUAGAACAGCUUGGCACACACAUCCCACAAAGUCUGCAGCUCCAGCUCAGAUCUCCCUGUGAGUUCUAGACUUGUGUCCAGGUUAGAUUAGAUUUUUCAGCCUCAAGCUGAGCAUGCUCACAACUAAACCCAUCUCUUCUCAUCUUCUCACCCUCCUCAGUCCUUAACCAAAACCUGUUCUUCUGUCUUCCCGAUUUUACUAAAUAUUAUCAGCAUUCAUUCAGUUGUCCAGGGCACCAACCAAGGUGUUGUGCUGAGGGCGGGUGUAGUUCAGACAGCUCUAAAGAUGAAAAGCCAACUAAGGCAUUGCCAUCCUAUUAUCUGUCAUCUAUACUGGGGCUUCACAGGGGAUUUAGUUUAAAAAUUAGGUCUGCUUUUUCAAUAGUUUGGAAAACCGCUGUAGAAUAGGAUGCAAUAGAUGAAGCAAAAGAGCCUAGAAACCUUUCCAUGGAGGCCAAAGCCACUUGAAAGCCUGGGAGCUGCAGUGGUGUCUGCCGCUGGAGGACGGACGGGAGGAGGUGGACUGAAAGGAAAACUCCUGAUUGACAUCGGCUCUGGGCCCACCAUCUACCAGCUCCUCUCUGCCUGCGAGACUUUCGAGGUGAUCGUGGCCUCGGACUACACGGACAAGAACCGCCAGGAGCUGGAGAAGUGGCUGAAGAAGGAGCCGGGGGCGUUUGACUGGUCCCCGGUGGUGAAAUACGUGUGUGAGCUUGAGGGGAACAGAGACAGGUGGGCGGAGAAGGAGGAGCGCCUAAGGAAAGCUGUCCGCCAGGUGCUCAAGUGUGAUAUCCUGAAAGAACGGCCCCUGGAACCUGCGGUCCUGCCCCCGGCCAACUGCCUCAUUUCCUCCCUGUGCCUCGAGGCUGCCUGCCCCACCCUGGGGGCCUGCCGGGAUGCUCUGCGCCACAUCAAGACCCUGCUCCAGCCCAGGGGCCAUCUGGUGCUGAGUGGGACCUUCGGUUCCACCUUCUACAUGGUGGGGGACAAGUGGUUCCCCACACUGCCCCUGGAGGAGAAAUUCCUGCUGGAGGCCCUGCAGGAGAUCGGCUUCACCAUUGAAAAGCUGGAGAAGGCUCCGCGAGCAGCUGAGACCCUCUUGGAUAAUCGGUCCGACUACACCAGGAUGUUCUUCCUGGUGGCCCGGAGAGGGGACUGAGGCAGUGACUUGAGGAGCUGGCAGCGUGCAGGGCAGGGCUCCCACCAUCACUCUGUCCCUCAUUCGCUUUCCUUCCCACUUAAUUAGCUUUACUUAGAACCCUUACUAGCAAAUGAUUGCCAGGUAAAUAGGGACGCUUAUCUGAAACAGAGAGGUUUAGCACACCAGUCAGAAUGGCCAUCAUUAAAAAGCCCACAAAUGACAAAUGCUGGAGAGGGUGUGGAGAAAAGGGAACCCUCCUACACUGCUGGUGGCAGUGUAGUUUGGUGUAGCCAUUACGGAAAACAGUAUGAAUAUGAAUUUUAAAAAACUAAAAAUAAGCUUACCAUAUGAUCCAGCAAUCCCCCUCCUGGGCAUAUAUCCAGAGGAAACUAUAAUUUGAAAAGAUGCAUGCACCUCAAUGUUCAUAGCAGGACGUUUUUCAAUAGCCAAGACAUGGAAGCAACCCAAAUGUCCAUUGACAGAUGAUUGGAUAAAGAAGAUGUACACACACACACACACACACACACACACACACACACACACACACACACGAUAGAGUACUACUCAGCCAUAAAAAAGAAUAAAAUAAUGCCAUUUGCAGCAACAUGGAUGGACCUGGAGUUUGUCACACUAAGUGAAGUAAGCCAGAAAGAGAAAGAAAAAUAUCAUAUGACAUCACUUACAUGUGGAAUCUAAAAAAAAGACACAAAUGAACUUAUUUACAAAGCAGAAACAGACUCACAGACAUAGAAAACAAACAUGGUUACCAAGGGGGAAGGGGGUGGGUGGGUGGAGGGAUAAACUGGGAACUCUAGGUUUGCAGAUACUACUAUAUAUAAAAUAGAUAAACAACAAAGUCCUACUGGAUAGCACAGGGAACUCUAUUCAAUACCUUUUAAUAGCCUAUAAUGAAAAAGAAUAUGAAAAGGAAUAUAUCUGUAUAACUGAAUCACUAUGCUGUA